Messenger RNA from Saprolegnia diclina VS20, 474 nucleotides. RefSeq lists its product as hypothetical. Gene Ontology annotation, biological process: iron-sulfur cluster assembly. The record is from RefSeq and is a predicted model, not a curated record. Lineage: Eukaryota; Oomycota; Saprolegniomycetes; Saprolegniales; Saprolegniaceae. Bases 1 to 474 code for a protein of 157 amino acids. The transcript is spliced from 4 exons.
AUGGCCGGCGCGGAGAAGCAAAAUGCCAACCCGACCGUGUACGCGAGCGCGACGGAGCGCCGGGUCGAGAAGGUGACGGACGAAGAGAGCGCGGACCCGUUCGAUGCGCUCGAAGUCUUUGAGAUUCUGCGCCAUCUCAACGACCCCGAGCACCCGCUGACGCUCGAGCAGCUCAAGGUCAUGACGCUCGACAACAUCCUCGUGGACAACGCAACAAGCCGCGUCAAGGUCCAGUUCACGCCCACCAUCCCGCACUGCAGCAUGGCCACGCUCAUUGGCCUCUGCAUUCGCGUCAAGCUGUUGCGCUCGCUGCCAAAGCGCUUCAAGGUCGACAUUCGCAUCACGCCGGGCACACACAUUACCGAAGACGCCAUCAACAAGCAGCUCAACGACAAGGAGCGCGUCGCGGCCGCGCUCGAGAACGCUCAUUUGCUCAACGUCGUCAACAAGUGCAUCGCCAACACCGAUCUUUAA